CGCUGUGACGUCACGGGCGGAGCUGUCCACGCAGCGGUGGUGCUGAAGCUGAACAAGAUGGCUGAGUGUUGGAGACCGGAGAGCUGAGAGCCGAACUAGGGGGGAGAAAAGAGUCUCAGAUUCACUCAGACGCGCCGUAAAAAAAAGAGACACCGAGCGGACAGCGGCUAUAUUUACUCUCCAAGUCCGAAGACUCUGACUCCUGAGCGGUGAAACGAGCCCUGGCGGCCCCGGUGCUGCUCACUCCACCGUCGGCAGGUUUCUCCAUCUCCAGCCCGCUCCUGCCGUUCAUCCCCCCGGACUGUAUAUUUCCACAAAUUAGCUCAGCCAAUAAGGAAGCUGGUGAAGAAGCUGGACUAUAAGAAAUGUCAUUGCUGUGUGUUGGAGUGAAGAAAGGCAAGCUUGAUGGACCCCAAGAGAAAUUUAACACGUACGUGACCCUGAAGGUGCAGAAUGUCAAGAGCACAACCAUCGCUGUGCGCGGCAGUCAGCCGUGCUGGGAGCAGGACUUUAUGUUUGAAAUAAACCGCCUGGAUCUGGGCCUCACAGUGGAGGUGUGGAAUAAAGGGCUGAUCUGGGACACCAUGGUGGGCACCUUAUGGAUCCCCCUGCGCAACAUACGGCAGUCCAACGAGGAGGGUCCAGGUCAGUGGUUGACUCUGGACUCCAAUGUGAUCAUGGCUGAGAAUGAGAUCUGUGGAACCAAAGAUCCAACCUUUCACAGGCUGCUGCUGGACACACGCUUUGAACUGCCGCUAGACAUUCCAGAAGAAGAGGCCAGAUACUGGGCAAAGAAACUUGAACAACUUAACGCAAUGAGAGAUCAAGAUUACGGCUAUCAAGAGGAACAGGAGCGACCACUCCAUGCUCCAUCCACACAGUGCUGUAAUUGGAGUCUGUGGGGAGAUCAGCAAAAUGAAGACCCAGACAGCGCCGUGGAUGACAGGGACAGCGACUACCGCAGUGAGACCAGUAACAGCAUCCCGCCUCCCUACUACACCACCUCCCAGCCCAACGCCUCCAUGCACCAGUAUCCCAUGAGGCACCAGCACUACAGGCACUCCUACAACGACGACAUGCAUGAGCUGGACUACGAUCACAGAGCCAUGAGACGCUAUGAUAGUUUAGACUCGGCCACCAACGGGCGCAGUGAUAUCGACUCAGGCUCAGGCUCGAGCCGCCGCACCAGUCGUCAGUAUUCUCUAGACAGUAGGCACUCACUGUCCGAUAGUCCGACGGACAGUCGUUAUGCCUCGUCGGGCGAAUUGAGUCGAGGCAGCUCUCAGCUCAGUGAGGAAUUCGUUCCUGAGGACGGGGAAAGCUUGCGAGGUUCCGAAUUCUACGAUGAAAAUGACUCCUACCACUCCUGCCACUCCUCCGUCAGCUACGGCAAAGAAGACUCCCCAGGGUGGGAUGGUGAGGACCAGCAGGGCGUCUACAGCGAUGAGGGAGGCUACCUUAAAGACGGAGGGGAAGAGGGGGCGCUGUAUGACGAAGAGGAGGGCGACAUGUACGCAGAAGAAGGCGAGUACAACUACGAGGAUGAAGAGGAGAUGCCAUAUGAGGAAGAUGAAGAUAUGUACCCACUAGAUGGCACGCUCAGUGAAGACCAGGAGCUUCCCUAUACGCCAACACCCACAAGCACUGCGCCCACGCUGAUGCCACCCUCUGACAGCCUGACCUCCAGCAGGCCGCCGCUGGAGAAGCAGGCGUCGUUGCAUCAGCAGCGGGCCGGACAGGAUCAGCCGCCCAGCUCAGCUCCCGGUCUACCUCCUAUCUCACAGGACAACACGUUGCCCCCUUUCACCGCAGAUUCCACCAAAGCUCCGUUUACACCCGCGCAGCAAGAUCUGUCCAUCACGACUACAUCCGCCCCCACACCUACAACCACAUCGCACAUUCCAGCUCCAGAAAUCAAGCCUCUGGAGCCUGAGCCCAAAUCUGAGGUGCCGCUGGAGGAACCUCAACCCUUGGAACAGCCUCCAGCAGCAGAGAGCGCUCCCCCGGCUCCUGAAGAGAAACCAGAAGAGCCUCCUGUUCUAAGCUUCCCAAAGAGGGAAAUCAUGGAACCUGGUCCUGCCAGAGCCAAGGCCAAUUGGCUUCGACUUUUCAGCAGAGUACGACUGCAGCUGCAAGAGGCCCGAGGAGAAAGCGUUGGCAUUGCCUCUCUGCUUUUAUCAGCAGGGAUGGGUGGUGCUCUGUACAGCAUUGACAGCAUGCCAGAUCUCAGAAAGAGGAAAGCGAUGCCUCUGGUCAGAGAUCUGUCCUUGGUACAGAACUCCAGGAAGGCAGGCAUCACCUCAGCGCUGACGUCCAGCACCCUGCACAACGAAGAACUGAAGAGUCAUGUCUAUAAGAAGACCCUCCAGGCCCUCAUCUAUCCCAUCUCCUGCACCACCCCCCACAACUUUGAGGUGUGGACAGCCACCACGCCCACCUACUGCUACGAGUGCGAGGGGCUGCUGUGGGGAAUCGCUCGCCAGGGGAUGCGCUGCACUGAGUGCGGCGUCAAAUGCCACGAGAAGUGCCAAGAUCUACUCAAUGCUGACUGUCUGCAAAGAGCAGCCGAGAAGAGCUCCAAACAUGGUGCCGAGGACAGAACCCAGAACAUCAUCAUGGUUCUCAAGGACCGCAUGAAGAUCCGCGAGAGGAACAAACCCGAGAUCUUCGAACUCAUCCAGGAAGUGUUCACCGUUGUCAAGGCCACCCACGUCACCCACAUGAAGCAGAUCAAGCAGAGCGUGUUGGACGGCACCUCAAAGUGGUCGGCCAAGAUCAGCAUCACAGUGUUGUGUGCACAGGGUCUACAAGCCAAGGAUAAAACUGGUUCCAGUGAUCCGUACGUCACCGUCCAGGUGGGGAAGACAAAAAAGAGGACCAAAACCAUCUACGGCAACCUUAACCCGGUCUGGGAAGAGACAUUCAACUUCGAAUGUCACAACUCCUCAGAUCGGAUCAAGGUGCGUGUUUGGGAUGAAGAUGAUGACAUUAAAUCUCGCGUGAAGCAGAAGUUCAAGCGAGAGUCAGACGACUUCCUCGGUCAAACUAUCAUCGAAGUCCGCACUCUGAGCGGAGAGAUGGACGUCUGGUACAAUCUGGACAAGCGUACGGACAAAUCGGCGGUGUCCGGGGCUAUCCGCAUGCACAUUAAUGUGGAGAUCAAAGGAGAGGAGACGGUCGCCCCGUAUCACGUUCAGUACACCUGUCUGCAUGAAAACCUCUUCCAUUACGUGACAGAUAUCCAGAACAACGGUGUGGUGAAGAUCCCUGAUGCCAAAGGGGAUGAUGCGUGGAAGGUCUACUUUGAGGAGACCCCCCAGGAGAUUGUGGACGAGUUUGCGAUGCGUUACGGAGUGGAGUCCAUCUACCAGGCCAUGACCCACUUUGCCUGCUUGUCAUCGAAGUACAUGUGCCCAGGAGUUCCUGCGGUGAUGAGCACCCUGCUGGCUAACAUCAAUGCCUACUAUGCACACACCACCCAGGCAACCAACAACGUCUCUGCCUCGGACCGCUUCGCUGCUUCUAACUUUGGGAAAGAGCGAUUUGUGAAGCUUCUAGAUCAGCUGCAUAACUCCCUGAGGAUCGACCUCUCCAUGUACCGAAAUAAUUUCCCAGCCAGCAGUCCUGAGAGGCUGCAGGACCUCAAGUCCACGGUGGACCUGCUCACCAGUAUCACCUUUUUCAGAAUGAAGGUCCAAGAGCUCCAGUCGCCACCCAGAGCCAGUCAGGUCGUGAAGGAUUGUGUCAAAGCCUGUCUCAACUCCACCUACGAGUACAUCUUCAAUAACUGUCACGAGCUCUACAGCCGCGAAUACCAGACAGACCCGGCCAAGCAGGGUGCUGUGCCACCAGAGGAGCAGGGACCCAGCAUCAAGAACCUGGACUUCUGGUCCAAACUCAUCACGCUUAUCGUCUCCAUCAUUGAGGAGGACAAGAACUCCUACACUCCCUGCCUAAACCAGUUUCCCCAGGAGCUCAACGUGGGUAAAAUCAGCGCUGAAGUGAUGUGGAACCUAUUCGCUCAGGAUAUGAUGUACGCAAUGGAGGAACAUGAAAAAAAUCGCCUGUGCAAGAGUGCAGAUUACAUGAACCUGCACUUUAAGGUCAAGUGGCUGUACAACGAGUACUGCAAAGACCUGCCUUUCUUCAAGAGCAGAGUGCCUGAAUAUCCUGCGUGGUUCGAGCCAUUUGUCAUCCAGUGGCUGGACGAAAACGAGGAAGUGUCUCGUGACUUUCUGCACGGCGCUUUGGAGAGAGACAAAAAAGAUGGGUUCCAAGUCACUUCAGAACACGCUCUGUUCUCCUGUUCGGUGGUGGACGUCUUCUCCCAGCUCAACCAGAGCUUCGAGAUCAUCAGGAAGUUAGAGUGUCCGGAUCCGCAGAUUGUCGGACACUACAUGAAGCGAUUUGCCAAGACCAUCAGCAACGUACUUCUGUCAUAUGCUGACAUCAUCUCCAAGCUGUUUGCAAACUAUGUCACCAUGGAGAAAGUGCCCUGCAUCCUGAUCAACAACAUCCAGCAGCUGAGGGUUCAGUUGGAGAAGAUGUUUGAAGCUAUGGGUGGAAAAGACCUGUGUGUGGAGGCGAGUGAUAUCCUGAAAGACCUGCAGGUUAAGCUCAACAAUGUCAUGGAUGAUCUCAGCAGGGUCUUUGCUGUCAGUUUCCAGCCUCAUAUUGAGGAGAAUGUGAAGCAGAUGGGAGACAUCUUGGCUCAGGUGAAGGGAACCUCAAAUGUGGGAAAUGCCAGCAGUGUAGCCCAGGAUGCUGACAAUGUCCUGCAGCCAAUCAUGGAGUUUCUGGACAGCAACCUGACUUUGUUUGCUAAGAUCUGUGAGAAGACGGUGCUGAAGCGAGUGUUGAAGGAGCUGUGGAAGCUGGUGAUGAACACCAUGGAGAAGACCAUUGUUCUGCCGCCGCUCACAGAUCAAACGGGCACUCAGCUCAUCUUUAACGCUGCCAAGGAGCUCGGACAGCUGUCCAAGCUGAAGGAGCAUAUGGUUCGAGAGGAGGCCAAAGCACUAACGCCCAAGCAGUGUGCAGUGAUAGAGCUGGCUCUGGACACCAUCAAGCAAUAUUUCCAUGCUGGCGGUGUUGGCCUGAAGAAGACUUUCCUGGAGAAGAGUCCUGACCUCCUGUCUCUCCACUACGCCUUGUCACUCUACACACAAGCUACAGACAAACUCAUUAAGACCUUUGUCCAGUCACAGAAUGCACAAGUGUUCGGCGGGAAGGGGGUGAGAUUCACCACUAGUGAGGAUGUUUACCCAGAGAAGGGCUCCGGUGUGGACGACGCCGUGGGAGAAGUGUCCAUCCAUGUGGAGAUUUUCACUCACCCGAACACCGGAGAGCACAAAGUAACGGUCAAAGUGGUGGCUGCCAAUGACCUGAGGUGGCAGACGCAGGGAAUAUUCCGGCCGUUUGUGGAGGUCUACAUCAUCGGCCCUCACCUCAGCGACAAGAAGAGGAAAUACGCCACCAAGUCCAAGAACAACAGCUGGGCUCCCAAAUACAACGAAACCUUCACUUUCACCUUAAGUAAUGAGGUGGGUCCUGAAUGCUACGAGCUGCAGGUUUGCGUGAAGGACUACUGCUUUGCCCGAGAGGACCGCACCGUGGGCAUGGCCGUCCUGCAGCUGAAGGACGUGGCCUCCAAAGGCAGCGUCGCCUGCUGGCUGCCGCUCGGUAAACGCAUCCACAUGGACGAGACGGGCCUCACCGUCCUACGCAUCCUCUCCCAGCGCAACAACGACGACGUGGCCAAGGAGUUCGUCAAGCUCAAGUCGGACCAGCGAUCCGCAGAGGAGGGCCGCAGCUAAGAGGCAAAAAAAAAUCCAACGUCGCCACCUACAACUGCCCCAGAGCUCUCCUGAGCCGCUGCAAGUCACUGCCCUGAUGAUCCAGUGUUGUAAAAGCACAGAUAAGACGACAGUCACGAGUCACAUCCAAUGCUGUAAAUACAUUUAUUUCAGUGGAGAAGACAUAGUGCUAAUCAGAGCAUCGCACAUUUUCUUAAAAAAAGAAGUGUCUUUAUAGUUGCUGAUGUUAUCAACCAUCUUUUCGAUAGAGUUCAAUCAUAGAGAAUAUAUCUACUCUGCUCUACUCGUAGAGGAGAGUCCUGCCAUUCCACACACACACCUCAUUUCAGGGUCAGGGUGACAAAUAUCUUGUAGCCUUUAAUAUUUUUGGCUUUCUUUCUCACUUUUUUCCGCCUUUUUUUAACUCUAAACCUCCCUCCACCCGCACUUUUCUCUAGUCCCUUCCCUGGUUUGCACCCGUGUAGAGAAGGGACCGCAAGUGCCAACAAAUCGCUGACAAAUGCCAAGACCAGCCCUAAGCACAACAGGACCAACUGUCCAACUGACCCAUAAACAACAACAACAACAAUGGCCACAUGGCUUUAAACAUUCCAGAUAUCGGGUGGGGAACACACACUGGGAACAAAGCACUAUUUAGUUAAGAUAAGUUUAUUGUUUGUUUACUUCUUUCUUCCAGAUUAUAUUUUAAUAAUUCUAUAUAUCACCAUAUAUAUAUAUAUAUAUAUAUAUAUAUAUAUAUACAUAAAAACAUAAAUAUAUAUAUAUAGACAUUAUAUAAAACAUGAAAGACGUAUGUAAAGAUACAAACAGGAUUAUUCGAUGGACGUGUGGUACUUCAAAGAUUGUCCUUGUCUGUCUUUCUGUCCGUCCACCCUGUAACAGAGCACACUGCCUGACACCCUCAAUGCCUUCUGUCUCGUUGACCCUCGUACAGUCCGUCCGUCUGUCUCCUGUAUAUCGACUGUAUGGGGAGAUGACUCUGGUGAAAACACUGUGAUUCAUCAGAUUAUGUGUGUGUGGGAGAAAAGUGUGUGAUUUGAGCACAACGUGUGCAUGUGUUUGUACUAAUGUUGACCUCAUGUAGCCGCCCGUGUUGCCUGUUGCCUGCUAAUGUAAUCACAGAAAGCCAUCACGAGCAAAGAACGUCACACAGGGAGGGUAACGGGGUUUCCGCGGGUUCAUUUUCUAAUCAGAUUCGGAGAGAUUCUUUCAUUGUGUUUACUUAUGCGAGAUGGUUAUCGCCAUCUUUUCUUUUUCAGUUUUACUGCAAACAUUCCUCAGCCCUUUAGUGGGUGUGUGAGCGGUGCAUUAUGAGGAGGAAACGCUUAACUGCCACCUCCUUUUCUUAACAAAAUAUAAAAAGUACUCGCCAACAUAUGUAAAAAAAAGAUGAAAUAAACACGUUCUUGAGACCCUAUUUUGAGGUAAAAUAUCUACAUCCUGCACCCCAGGGAGAGUGAUCCCGCAGUUUCCUAAAGAUCCAGCUGCAGGUGCUGCAACCGUGAAUCCUGGUCGAAAAGUAAGACCUCUGCUAAAGGGCUGCAGAUCCAGACCACACCAGGUACUGGCGCUGACAUUUUAAAAGAGGGCCUACAGUUAAAGUCUUUCAGUCUAAUCAGUGUGGAGAAUCGACAUUGUAGUGUGAAGAUUUUUAGAAGCACAGGGUCUUUGCUGCACCCGUAAUAACACAUUUAUACUCCGAUCCUGUUUUUGUCUCUCAGUAAUUGUUGCAGGAAUCGUUUCGAAUCAUCCAACGGUUCAACCGCCUGUCACUUUCAUGUGAAAACUUAAAUGUUUUAAAUGGACUAUUCGCUGUCGAGCAUGUCUCUUAAUGCUACUUCUAUUUUCACUGAAUGAACCUUAUUUUAUAAGAAGAAAAAAGAUUGUUUUAUUUAUCUAUAAGAGGUUUGUAUGCUUGCUGUGAGCAUGCAGGGAAAUGAUGAUCGGGGUCUUCGGGACUCAAAAAACAGAUGUAAUAACAGGGUGUUUGGUGAUUUAUUUGAAUUCCUUAUUGUUGCCACUUGGUGGUAACUAAAUAAUUUAAAAAGCCCCCUUUAUUUGAACAAGGUGUAAGAACUGAACUCUAUGCAUCUGAUCUAUUAAAUCUCCGUAGAUGAGUCGAGCAAGUCUUAUAAUGUUUACAUUGUGGAUUAUUAUUCUAAUUAUAUCAGCACAAGUGUUUGUCUGAUAUGUUGUAAAUGCUGUCUCUAUUGUUAAUGGGCCAAAUAUCACAGCUGUCGUAGAGCUGAUUAGAGACUGAGAUUUGUUUGUACAGCUUUUCAGCGCAGAGUGAGAGAGAAAAUAAACUAAUCUGGAGCAGA
This is a messenger RNA of Acanthochromis polyacanthus (spiny chromis), 8137 nucleotides long. RefSeq names its product unc-13 homolog A (C. elegans) (gene unc13a). Gene Ontology annotation, biological process: neuromuscular junction development; presynaptic dense core vesicle exocytosis; synaptic vesicle maturation. The coding region runs from base 366 to 5816 and encodes 1816 amino acids. Gene Ontology annotation, cellular component: synaptic vesicle membrane; terminal bouton; presynaptic membrane. NCBI's taxonomy places the organism in Eukaryota, Metazoa, Chordata, Actinopteri, Pomacentridae. The record is from RefSeq and is a predicted model, not a curated record. The transcript is spliced from 42 exons. Gene Ontology annotation, molecular function: phospholipid binding; calcium ion binding; calmodulin binding.